AACCCUACACUCCUACAGCGAAAGUCGUCCUUCCCCGAAACGACGCCGUUUCAUAGUAGCUUAAGCUCGCAUCAGGAGGUUUCACUUCUUUGUAUCGAAUUCAAGAAUCUUCCUGUGCAAUAACGAUGGCUAAGAGGUUCACAACACAGCUCUUCGUCAGCAGACUCUCUGGUUACACAACAGAUCAAUCGCUAAGGCAGCUAUUUUCACCCUUUGGUCAGAUUAAAGAAGCUCGUCUUAUUAAGGAUUCGCAAACACAGAGACCUAAAGGUUUCGGCUUUGUGACUUUUGAGUCUGAGGAUGAUGCACAAAAGGCCAUGAAAGCUUUGGAUGGCAAGAUUGUUGAUGGCAGAUUGAUAUUUGUAGAGGCUGCCAAGGACGUAGAAGCACCAACAACAAAGCUUGAUGAGAACACACACAGUCAUUACAAGACUAGUUAAGACUCUUCACCAAAAUCAUUGCAAUUCGAAAGAGUGAAUGUAGUUUCCUGAGUUAUUAUGGCACAGAUUUUAAGUUUCAGAUCAGUUGAAAACUCGAGAUUUAAUUCUGAUGUAGGUUGAGAAUAUUCAACUCUGAUGUUACAAAGGACAGACAAAAUCAACUUAAGACGUGUGUAUGUGACUAUAAAAGUAGUAAAACGUGUUGUUCGAAUCGAAUGUAUGCACUUGAAUUGUUUGUGUACAAGUUGUACAGUACAACCCCAAUUUUUCAUUGAAGAAUAUGCAGAAGAUAACCAUCACAAACAUUACAAGCAUCUUCAAAACAAGUUCAUUAGUAUCGAGAGUUGCAGAGGUGUUUACACUUACCGCGGCUGCUCUUUCACACACAUGAAGUGCAGUUCUCAUCUAGAUAGGAACCAAGUCCUUUAACUGUUCUACGCAAUACAAAUGAUCUAAACCUAACAGAUAAAUAUGAAAAUGGGAAUUAUAUGGGAACAUUUGAUAUUUUCUUUUUUAAGAUUGAAAUGUUUUCUAAACUUAAUUAAAGUGUACAAUAAACGAUUUGCGAUAGAUUAUAGGCAGAGAUUUGCAAGAUUUUAUAAAUUAUAACUUAGAACAAUGGAUCUGAGGAGGAAUCAAACCCAAAUUACAUAAUUAAAAAAAAAAAAAAACUAGAAAUUUCUACAUAUGCAUUCACGAAACUCAACAAAACGCAUACAAA
Brassica napus (rape) is the source of this 1161-nucleotide messenger RNA. RefSeq names its product cold-inducible RNA-binding protein. Gene Ontology annotation, cellular component: spliceosomal complex. The coding region runs from base 126 to 440 and encodes 104 amino acids. Lineage: Eukaryota; Viridiplantae; Streptophyta; Magnoliopsida; Brassicales; Brassicaceae. The transcript has 4 exons. The record is from RefSeq and is a predicted model, not a curated record. Gene Ontology annotation, biological process: positive regulation of mRNA splicing, via spliceosome. Gene Ontology annotation, molecular function: RNA binding.